Cicer arietinum (chickpea) is the source of this 1497-nucleotide messenger RNA. Its product is annotated as protein LIGHT-DEPENDENT SHORT HYPOCOTYLS 4-like. Gene Ontology annotation, biological process: response to light stimulus; mRNA transcription. Gene Ontology annotation, cellular component: nucleus. Lineage: Eukaryota; Viridiplantae; Streptophyta; Magnoliopsida; Fabales; Fabaceae. The record is from RefSeq and is a predicted model, not a curated record.
CUCUCACAAAACAACAAACAAGUCUGUAAUAUCAAUCAAGAAUCAGAGUUUGUUGUUUUCCUUCUUCUCUCUUUCUUUUUCAUUUUCUUUCACAAGAUAGUUGUUUGCUUCAAAACAGUAACUUCUAUAAUAUGAAAAGACAAUAAAAUAGAAAUAUAUAUUUUUUUUAUUAUAUCAUAACAAUAUUGUUUCCCAAAUUAUAAGUACACCAAUCUUUAACAUCUCAGUUAUAUUAUCUCAACAUCCUUAUUUUCUCACUCACUCACUCUAGUCACUUUCUUUAGGAACCCUAGAAAACAAAGUAUCAAAACAAGAGACAAUUUUAAUUUAUCUUUUCAAAACAACAUUGGAUCUACACAAAUUAAGCUAAAGAAUUAUCAUUGAUGGAUUCACUUCAAGAUUUUAUGGAUUCAUGUAACUCUGACAACAGUUGUAGCCUCACCAACAGCACCAUCACCACCACAACCAACACCAACAGCACCACCACCACCACCAACAACAACACCUUGGUAUGUAGCUCUUCACCUUCUGCUUCAACCACCACAAGCAGCCGGUAUGAGAACCAGAAACGCCGUGAUUGGAACACCUUUGGACAGUACCUUAAGAAUCACCGCCCUCCUCUCUCCCUCUCCAGAUGUAGCGGUGCACAUGUUCUUGAAUUUCUCCGGUAUUUGGACCAAUUUGGGAAGACAAAAGUGCAUACACCAAUAUGUCCAUUCUAUGGACAUCCAAAUCCUCCAGCACCAUGUCCAUGUCCACUAAGACAAGCUUGGGGUAGCCUUGAUGCACUUAUAGGUCGUUUAAGGGCAGCUUUUGAGGAAAAUGGAGGGAAGCCUGAAACAAAUCCAUUUGGUGCUAGAGCUGUUAGACUUUAUCUUCGUGAGGUUCGUGAUCUUCAAUCCAAAGCAAGAGGUAUUAGUUAUGAGAAGAAGAAAAGAAAACGUCCUCCACAACAACAACAACAACAACAACAACUUCAGCAACAACAUCAUCAUCAUCAACAACAACAACAACAACAAUCAAUGUCUCUUCCUCUUCAUCUUCAUCACCAUCACCAACAUCACCUUCCACCACCAGGUGCAACUCAGUAAAUGAUUAUCCUUAAAUGGAAAUUUCAUCAGCUCUCUUUUAUGUGUCAUGCAAUUAUUCUCUAAUUAAUUAUUUUCAAGUAGUAGAUUUUUAUUUUUAUUUUUGUGAAAUAUUUAUAUUCCUUGUUGUCGUUUUUGUUGUAUUGUGUAUGUAUCUUGCUUGAUGUGGCUCAAAUUAAACAAAAGGUUAAAGAUACAUGAUGAUGAAUCUGGUUUUAUAUAAUGACAACAUGUGUUGUACUUGGAGUAAGCUAUUAGUUAGAGUAGAAGAAAAGUGGUGGUUAAUUAAUGUACAUGGAGGAGGAAGACAUGAUCCUAAAACCUAUGCAUAAUCUUCACUGUUUCUAUAUAUGUAUCAACUUCUAUCAUAACUUAUCUUUACGUGUCAACCUUAAUUGGACUUAUAAUA